Molecule: messenger RNA, 1746 nt
Organism: Clonostachys byssicola
Lineage: Eukaryota; Fungi; Ascomycota; Sordariomycetes; Hypocreales; Bionectriaceae
Source: the annotation of a GenBank genome assembly
AUGGCCGCCUUCAAAUUCCCCAGCUUUUUCGCCAGGGACCCGGCAGCCGACCGUCGCUUCCCCCCUUCCAUCUACCGCCCCCUCAACCAGACCGACAACGACCACGACGAUGACGAUGACGAUGCUGCCCCCCACCAUGGCGCCCCCCGGAGGGAACCUCUCGACAUGGCUGCUGGCAGAGGAGCAGCGAGUACCACCGCUCCCCGCGAUGCCGCAGCCAUGAUGCUCAUCAAGCUCGGUCACGAUCCCUCUCACCGCAUCCCCAUCUCCUCCUCCACCAACGACCGAAUCCUGCGCCGAAUCGACCUCGCCCUCCUCCCCCUCAUGCUCACCGUAUACUUCCUCCACGCCCUCGACAAGGCUACACUCUCCUAUGCCUCCAUCUUCGGCCUCAUCGAGGACACCAAGCUCGAAGGCGACCAGUUCUCCUGGCUGGGCAGCAUUGUCUACGUCGCACAGCUCAUCUUCCAACUGCCUGUCGCCUGGGCCCUCGUCAAGCUGCCGGUGGGCAAGUUUACAAGUCUCAUGGCGCUGGGGUGGGGAAUAACGCUUACGGGGAUGGCCGGUGCGAAGCGAUUCCCCCAUCUCUUGGGAGCCAGGUUCUUGCUCGGGUCGUUCGAGACCAGUAUUGGGCCGAGCUUUGUUGCGAUUACACAGAUGUGGUGGAGGAGACGAGAGCAGACGCUGCGGAUAGGGUCCUGGUAUUGCAUGAACGGGCUCUCCUGGGUGCUGGGAAGUCUAAUUACAUACGCCCUCGCCAGCAUCCAUUCGAGUUUGAAGUCAUAUCAGAUCAUCUUUCUCUUCUUCGGCCUCGUGACGGUCGCAUUUGCCUUCAUCAUGUUCUUUCGCAUGCCCGAUUCGCCCACCGAGGCCAAGUUCCUCUCGGAUGAGGACAAGGUCAUUGCCAUUGAGCGCCUACGAGAUAACCAGAUGGGAGUCAUGUCGAGGGAAUGGCGAUACAGUCAAUUCUACGAAACCCUGCGUGAUCCCAAGACAUGGCUGUGGACGGCAAUGAUCUUUUGCGCCUCUGUCCCGUCCAAUGGCAUUGGAAUCUUUGGCCCUCUCAUUAUCAAGUCAUUCGUAUCAGACCCUUUCCAGACGACCUUGUUCAACAUUCCCGUGGGGUUCGCGCACAUGAUAGCGGUCACCGGCAGCGCGUACCUGUCGAUGAAAUGGAAACUGAAGGGCCCGGUACUCGUCCUACUGUGCAUUCCUCCUAUUAUCGGCCUCUCCAUCCUUCUGAGCUUCGGGCACACCAACGAGAACAAGGGCGUGCUCCUGUCUGGGUUUUUUUGCGUGUGUACGUUCACAGGUAUUACGCCGUUGAUUUAUUCAUGGUCGUCGCAAAACACGGCGGGAGACACCAAGAAGAAGUCCACGUCAGCCCUCAUCUUCAUCGGUUCCUCGGCCGGUAACAUCAUCGGCCCUCUGCUAUUCACGCCGGGCGAGCAUCCUGCCUACACCCGUGGCUUGCGUGCGAACAUUGCCUUCUUCAGCAUGGUCAUUCUCCUUGUCAUCGUAACGACAGUCUACAUCAAAGCAUUGAACAGCUCGCAUAGUCGGAGGCGAGUAGCCCUUGGGAAGAACGCGGUGGUGAGAGACUUAAGCUUGGAGACAUCCGAGUCAGUCGAUGUGUUUGACCACUUGCACACUGGGGACGAAGGUGGAGGUGAUGACGAGUCGGGGUCCAAGGCGUUCAGCGAUGCUACUGAUUUGGAGAACGAAGACUUUGUGUAUGUCUUUUGA